This is a messenger RNA of Angiostrongylus costaricensis, 966 nucleotides long. The record is from the annotation of a GenBank genome assembly. Lineage: Eukaryota; Metazoa; Nematoda; Chromadorea; Rhabditida; Metastrongylidae.
UAUCUUUACAGUCGCAAUAAGGAUUUGUACUUUCAGCCGGCCAAGGAAAUGCCACAGAUGAAGACAGUGAUGCUGAGAAUGACGAAUCUGCGACUGCAUGCCAGUGGCGUGUUCAGCAACGUCUAUCGAGGAACGUUAUUGGAACCGGCCCCACAGCGUGAGAUUGCGAUCAAGAAAACUUGGCCAGAAAAUAGAGAACGGAAUUUCGAAAUGCUUUUUUUAACCGGUAUUGGUAGAAAACCACAUAAAAACGUUGUUCAAAUGAUUUUUGCGUUCUCAAAUCGAUCAGGAAAGCAUGACAGGCUGUGCGAAUCGUUUGUUUUCGAAUUUCUUCCUGACACACUUGCUUCGGUGAUUAAACGAGAAAAACUUGACACAACAGAUAUUAAACUCUAUGCAUGGCAACUAUUUAAUGGACUUCGUUAUCUAAGUGCGCAUAGUAUCGUUCACCGUGACAUAAAGCCGAUGAACGUAUUAUUGGAUCAUUUGGUUGGGCUGUUAAAAAUUGGAGAUUUCGGUUCAGCUAAGACAGUUAGAAAGGUAGCCAAGUCAACUGCAUAUCAGGUCACCAGAUUCUACCGACCUCCUGAAUUGCUGCUAGGCGCUGAAUACUACAACUGGACCGUCGACAUUUGGUCUGCCGGGUGUGUUCUUGGAGAAAUGAUCCGUGGGAAAGUUUUGUUUCCCGGACGUCAUCGAAAACAUCAGCUGAAGCUGAUUUUUUUGUGUAUCGGCAGUCCAACAACGGAGGACGUAAAAGUGAUGCGGGUUCCAACCGAAAUUAUAUUCGAUGGCUAUGUAGUGGUUGGCACUGGAUUGGGCAUGCUGUGCCCGAAUGCGGAUCCUCAUCUGAUCGGUAUUCUCUCGAAAAUCCUCGUUUAUCCUCCCAAGGAACGCCUACACGGACGUGGACUUCUCUUGCACCCGGUGUUUGACUCCAUACUCCAGUUAAUAAAUGAUUUAUAA